This is a messenger RNA of Lobosporangium transversale, 357 nucleotides long. RefSeq lists its product as hypothetical. NCBI's taxonomy places the organism in Eukaryota, Fungi, Mortierellomycota, Mortierellomycetes, Mortierellales, Mortierellaceae. The transcript has 2 exons. The record is from RefSeq and is a predicted model, not a curated record. The coding region runs from base 1 to 357 and encodes 118 amino acids.
AUGCUGCUCUCCUUGCUGCUGCUGCUGCUGUUGCUGUUGCUGUUGCUGUUGCUGCGGCUCAGUUGGCGCUGCAUCAUUGUCAUCUAUUCUUGUCUUAUUGUCAACUAUGGUCUCCCCUUGCUUGUUCUGCGCAGAGGUUUUGAUGACGCUAUUAUUUUUGUCGUUGUUGUGGAGCAACAAGUUUUCAAUGAAGAUGGAGGGGACACGAGUGUUGGAGUUGAAGUUGAGGUAGAAAAGGAGGUGGCAAAGAAUAACCCGGUGGCUAGGCCGAGCAGAAACCAGAAAAAGGUCCACAUCAAACCAAAGACACACUUCCUUGUCUAUAUGCUGUAUGUAUUCUUUAUGGCACGUCGGUAA